GUGGCGCGAGAGGGGAAAUUAUAGCUCAAGGAUCGCAGCUGUAAUGGAGCGUGGAUCCACGGGCAUGCCUCAGGCGGGACGGCAUGGAGAUGGACCACGAGUGUGUGUGCUCGGUGCAGGAGUGAUGGGGCUGUCCACCGCACUCUGCAUUUCCCGAUCAAUGCCGCACGCCCACAUCUCUGUGCUGGCUGAUAACUUCAGUCCUGACACCACUAGCGAUGUGGCAGCUGGCAUAUUACACCCAAGUACAAUACCUGGCACUCCCACAGACACGCUACGCUACUGGUUCAAGGAGACAUUUGAGCACGUUCUGGGACUUGCACGGCGAGAUGACGCUCCCUCCAUCGGUGUUCAGCUUGUGUCAGGAUACGAAGUGUUCAGGGAGCCCCCAGUGGAGCGCCUCCCUUUCUGGGCUGACUUGGUGAUUGGGUUCCGCGCAAUGACCGAUCAGGAACUGUCUGGGUUUCCGGGGCACACCUUCGGCUGGUUCUUCACUACGCUGCAGUGCGAGAGCUCCUUUUACCUGCCCUGGCUGAUGAAGAAGCUGCAGUCGGCAAAUGUAGAGCUAAAGAAGACGCAUGUGGAAAAUAUAUGGCAUCUUCAUGGUCAGUAUGACGUCGUUGUCAACUGCACAGGCCUGGGCUCCCACGCAUUAUUCGGAGACAAUGAAGUGUAUCCGGUGCGUGGGCAAGUGAUAAUGGUGCGCGCUCCCUGGCUAAAGCACUUUGUGCGUGCAGGGGAUGGGCACACUUACAUAUAUCCGGGGGUGCGUGACGUGACGCUUGGCGGCACGCGUCAGAGUCACUGGGGUAUGCUGCUGCCCAUAGCGGAAGAUUCCCUGGGCAUAUGGGAGCGGUGUUGCGCCCUGGUGCCUUCCCUAAAGGGAUCGCGGCGAGUUGACGUGCGAGUCGGGCUGCGGCCAAGCCGGACCUCGGUCCGCCUGGAGAGGGAAUGCCUGGCGUGUGGGGCACUGCGCAUGACGGUGGUGCACUGCUAUGGACACGGGGGAGUCGGGGUGACGCUGCACUGGGGCUGCGCCAGAGAAGCGUCAGCGCUCGUCUGUGACGGCCUCCAAGGCCACGUCGCGAGCGCUAAGCUGUGAGCAAGUUGUUGCACGACAUGCUUACGCAAACUAAUUUACAAAGCGAUAGAGAUAUCGCUUGCAAUGUUAACGUCUCAUGAUGGAGUAAAUUACUUUAUAUUAUUUUUGUACACCAGUUUAACGAUAAUAAUAUAGCCACUUUCAAACAUGUCGCAUCAGUAUGCGUGUAAAGUAGAACAUUUAAGACAAAAGUGUGUAUGCAUUGAGGAUAAGAUUCCAUGCUGCUGUGACACUGCAGGCGUGCACCCAUCCACGUGCAUACUCGGGGCUGCCCCUUCCUAGGUCCAGCAGCUAAAGCAGGUGCUUUGUCUGCCAUGCCAGGGGCAGCCGAGCAUUUUUGUCACUAUUAAGGGAGAGUGCAGUUAUUUAUAAUGCUUAAUUAUCUGGCUUAUAUCUGAUUGGUUGUUCCUUCGAGGUCAUGACACCUAUUUAAGAAGCUGGGUUAAUGAGACACAGUUAUUUUGACUUCCUUGAUUUUAAUCGGACUUCCUCGAUCUUGCACUGAUCAUCUAGUUUCAAAUGAAACCUCCAAUAUAAUUGUUAAAUUUGAUUGUGAGAAUAAUUUUUCAACUUAUCACUGAACUGAAACACUAAUUCGCCCGUUUAACGAGUGUACAAAUUACAAUUUAAUUGGUUUUGACUGCAUCAGGGGGUGGAGGGUCUUAAUGACACACUUUUGGUCGGUCAUGCAGUGUUUACCUUCGGCAGGUGAUUGUAUUACAUUUGUUUUGCUGCUAACGUGUAUUAAUUGUAAUUAAAUGCAAAGUUAAAAAAAUGGAUACUUAACGAUGAAAAUUGUAUGAAUUAAACUAAUAUAAUUUGACACGUGCA
This is a messenger RNA of Lethenteron reissneri (Far Eastern brook lamprey), 1933 nucleotides long. RefSeq names its product D-aspartate oxidase (gene DDO). Gene Ontology annotation, biological process: L-aspartate catabolic process; D-amino acid catabolic process. NCBI's taxonomy places the organism in Eukaryota, Metazoa, Chordata, Hyperoartia, Petromyzontiformes, Petromyzontidae. The record is from RefSeq and is a predicted model, not a curated record. Gene Ontology annotation, molecular function: FAD binding; D-aspartate oxidase activity. Gene Ontology annotation, cellular component: cytoplasm.